Molecule: messenger RNA, 1779 nt
Organism: Python bivittatus (Burmese python)
Lineage: Eukaryota; Metazoa; Chordata; Lepidosauria; Squamata; Pythonidae
Source: RefSeq, a predicted model, not a curated record
CUCAUUCUAUCAUCACUUAUCUUAAACUGCAAUCAAAGCAUGUGGCUAAAUUAUAGUAAAAAUGGGCUCACCUAGAAAGAUUAAGACGGAACAGAAAGAAUCAGGAGUCCCCCACCCUGGCCCAAAAUUAAAUAACUAAAGACCUGGCAGGAAGGGCCAACUUUCCUUAAAACCAAAAAUCGAAUCAUAAAAAUAUUUCUUCCCGAAGAGAUCUACAUUCCAAUUAGACAAUACCAGAUAAGGCAAACACAGGAAACCCCAGCUCAGCAGGGUGCCUGACCUUAGACCCCGCCCCAGUCAACUGCUCUCCAGUCAAUUUCACUGGCGGCCUCUCCCCUGGAAUCCGGGCUAAGGACCUUUUCUAAGAAAUCCUAGGGGGCGGGUUUCCCUUCGCCCCUUUUAAGGAUCUUCCCUCUGAAAGGGGAUUCCUGGGAAGCCCCCAUGCGGCUGCCCCGACAGCUGAUCGUCUUCUGUAUUUGGCUCCCGGAAAUAAAAUCCUCUCUCUCCUUCAAGCAGCCGCCUGCGUGUUUAUUCCCGGCUCGGAGACGAACCUCGUAACUUAGCUGUGACAAUAUAUCCAGCAAGAAUGGCCAGUGGAACAAUAGUUUUCAUCCCCUCUAAUGGAGCUAACUUAAUCCAAACAGCCCAGGGGUUUCCCAGUGCUGUUCAGUCAUCUGGAGCAAUACCAUAUCUACCGUAUGGAGGUCAGCAAGUUGGAAUUUCCUACACUGCUCCUCAACAAGUCCCCCAAAGGGGUGCUUUGGAGAAAUUCCUCAAUGUAGAGGCCAGAGUCCUUGGGGCUGUCCAAAUCAUGAUUGGGUUGAUCCACAUUGGCUUUGGGGCUGUCUCACUUUGUCUUGCUCCUUCUGGCUACUUUACCUUGUCUGCAGCUGGAGGUUACCCCUUUUGGGGAGGGAUAUUUGUGAAAUGUAGUGUAGGAAUGAACAUCACAAGUGCUAUAGCAUCAUUAAUUGGCAUCCUGCUGUGUAUAUCAGAGCUGACCGCUAAUGGUAUUUUUUCUCAAUAUGACCAUCCAUAUUGGACUGACUGGGCAAAAAAUGUCGGUAUUGGCCUCUCCAGCAUGCUGCUCUUGUUCAGCUUGCUGGAAUUUUGUAUCACUGUUUCACUUACACAUUUUGGGUGCCAGGCAAAUUGCUGUGCUGAUGACCAACCAACCGUGGUUUUUGUGCCUUACCACAUCAACGGAGAUGCAGCAGUCGCUGUUGAACCCGAUCCUCCUCCUCCACCAUCCUAUGAUAAUGUGGUUACCAAGCCACAGUAAAAAAAUACACCAGGAAGGAAUUGUGAGAAGUGUUGCAUCAGAGGUCUCAGGAGGAGCAAUGCAUUUCAUGUUCUUUUAUUUAGUUCUCCAGCUUCAAUUACCUUUAAGCACCAAGUGGUGGAAAGUUUUUAUAGUGCUGCUUUUUACCUGAGAGUUACAGUGCUUCUCUGGAAGCAAGAAUUUGUGCUCUACAUCAUCAGCAUUGUUUUGAGGAAGUACACUCUCUACAGUGGAUGAUGUGAGCAGUUUAUUAGUCCUUUGUUUAUAUUGUGGAUGGAGAAUAUUGCAUUAAGUAGGAGGUCUGACGCUACAGGAAAAACAGCAAAAUUAAAACACAAAUUAGUAAAAUGUGUCAUUGGCACAAUAGUAGCAAUUACAUAGUCACUCUGAUCCCAAAACAGAUUAGUAGAAGUUUGCAUAUAACUAAAGUCAACUCUACAGAUUUUAUGAUACUGUUAUUUCCUAUAUAUGUACAAUAAAACUGAAUUAGUAAUCUA